AUGCCACCUACUGAAAUCAUCGACCUCGGUUCCACAGAAAGCGACGCCAGCAUUGAUUCCGCCGAGGAGAAGAGUCUGACAAACAUGGACGUCAAAGCCCAGCUCAAUUUAGCACUGGAGGGACUUGAAUGCGAGCCCGGCGACGUCUACGGCAUUGGGCUACCUGAAAGAUUCAUCGACCCCGAAAUCCACGUUAACGGGCACCGAAUUGAUUUCCCACUUUCUGCAGAAGAUGUCCGACGGUGUAUUCAAGCGGGACAUCCGGCGCCCUUCGGGAAGAAAGAUGCUACCAUCGUCGAUUCGAGCGGUGUACAUUGGGGUGGGAUUGUCAAGCAGGUGGCUAAGGACAUGGCGCUUAAUCCUAAACGUCCGGGCUUCCAUGCGGAGUUGUAUAAGAUGCUGCUGUAUGAGCGGGGUGCGAUGUUCAAGGCACAUCAAGAUACGGAGAAGGUGCCGGGUAUGUUUGCGACGCUCGUCGUUCAAUUGCCGUCGCCGCAUACUGGUGCAUCUGUGCGGAUGCGGCGGGACGGGUUUCGCGAUGGGUAUCUCGAUACGUCUUUGACAGAGUAUUCGUAUGUCUGGUGGUAUUCGGACAUGAGCCACGAGAUUCUCCCUGUUGAGUCCGGAAUCCGCUGGGUGCUCACUUUUAACCUCGUGCGAGAUGACCCCGACACCCCGCUGCGCGAGUUCAUCCCAGACACCACCAAUCUCCAGCGGGUACUUAAGGGGUACUAUCACCAAAGGAUUAACAAGGAAGCCGGUUUGAGUUCCAACCUCCUCGUCAUGCUACAGCACGAAUACACGGAGGCGAACCUCAAGCUCGCCCUCCUCAAAGACCAGGACCUCGAAUAUGUUCUAGCUUUAGAGCGGGCAUGUGAGGAGACAAACUGCCAUGUCUUCUUAGGCACACUUGAGCAUAGAAGGUGGGGCCCUACAGGAGAAUAUGAUUACGAUGAUAACCCAGGCGGCAUGCACAGCAUCGAAGAAAUCUUGGAAGAGGAGACGUAUUUGACUGCUGUGUUUGACCUGAGGGGCCUUCGACUAUUGGAUAAAAAGAAGGUGGAAAAUGAGGAUUUCCUAGAGGACGAUCCUUUUGACGGCUAUGAUCAAGAUAGCGAAGACUAUGAGGGGUAUCAGGGGAAUUGGGGUUGCGAGGCAACUCAUUGGUAUCGAAAGGCUGUUGCCAUCCUUGUCCCAGACACGGAUGUGCUCGAAUUCCUAGGCAUGGCCGGAAACCGUCCGAGCAACUGCAAACCCACGAAGAGGAAAUUCCUCUAUCUUCUCCAUCGAGUUCAGCAGACCGACAAGUCGAGAUCCGCUUAUCAUGAUACUCUGUUCAAGCUGUGCAGACGUAUGGUCGAGCAUAAUGAGUCGGAAAGAGCCAAAAACACUGCUGUCGAUACUGGAGACUUCUCCAGCAGCCUCCUUGCCGACGUUAUCUAUGUUUCGUUCAUAAUGAACAAGAACGACUUAGCUCUGCGGGCUCUGAACGCAUUCCCCAAGUGGGAUGACCGCGCCCUUGCCAUUCUUGGAACCAGAAUCCAAAAGAAAGGAUUCUCGUUUUGCCAAUCCAUAGUUCAAAGUCACUUUGCCAAGGAGACAUGGCUUGGUCCAUUGUCCCGUUCCCUUAACAUUCUGCUCGCUGGCUGCGCAAACGGUGAUACAGCUCAGCAGAUCCUUGAAAAGGGGAGAAGGUCAGAUCUCCUCGGAUGGGUGGUUGCCACGCUUACCCCAUCGUUCCUCAACUAUGUGCAUCGGUACAUGGAAGAUGCGGAUGAAACAGUCAAAUUCUAUUCCAUGCUGGAGGCAGAGGACGCAGAUGGUGCCAAACGCAGAAUGAUCUAUAAUAUGCUCAGUCAUAAAGUAACGAGAACGUUUUUCCUGGUGGCACUAUCUCAGGGCAAAGACCUAGCCCUCUUCCUCGACCACUGCCACACCCUAGGCUACCGCACCCUCACCGAGAACAUCAUCCGCUCCGCCUCCCUCCAAGCGCACAAAUUCAUGGCCGGGGAACUAAAACUCGUCUUCAUCCCCUGCCUUCAAUCCCUCGUUCUCUACAUAUCCAAAUGGGACAUCCCGUACACCACCGAGCCCUACCAAACCUUCGCCGCCUCCAUCAUCUCCAACUUCAUAUCCAAGUACCUCGGUCCCCGACCCGCUGAAGGUGUAGGUUGGGCGAGGAAUACACUAGAUUGCUCCUGCCGUAUCUGCACCCCGAUAAACCGCUUCUUGCAGAAUGCGUGUCUCGAGACUGGACGCUUCACGGGUGCUGUACGGGAGCGUCAUCACAUGCACCGUGAGAUCGAAGACGCGGUCGUUCGAUAUACGCAUCAGACGGAUAGAAGUGGGUUUGGCAACACGCUGGUCGUGCGGAAGAUGAAGGUGUCGGGGCAGGAGAAGCAUGAGUUGUGGGAGGCGAAGAGGAGGGAGGUUAAGGCUAUACUGGCGUCUUUUCAUCCCCGUACUUUGGAAAGGCUGAUGGGUGAGCGGUAUGAGGAAUUCGUUAAGGCGAGGCUGGUUAGGAGAGCGGAGGGGACCGGACCGUUGGUGGAGGCGGAGACGUCGAGGGUGAAUUUGCAUGGGGGGAGGGGUGGGAUGAUGGCUCAGACUGGGGUCAAGAGGAAGAUUGGUGAGGUGGAGGUUAUUGAUUUGACGUGA
This is a messenger RNA of Westerdykella ornata, 2658 nucleotides long. RefSeq lists its product as uncharacterized. The transcript has 6 exons. NCBI's taxonomy places the organism in Eukaryota, Fungi, Ascomycota, Dothideomycetes, Pleosporales, Sporormiaceae. The record is from RefSeq and is a predicted model, not a curated record. The coding region runs from base 1 to 2658 and encodes 885 amino acids.